Molecule: messenger RNA, 14028 nt
Organism: Mercenaria mercenaria
Lineage: Eukaryota; Metazoa; Mollusca; Bivalvia; Venerida; Veneridae
Product: B-box type zinc finger protein ncl-1-like
Exons: 2
Coding region: 329-2731 (800 amino acids)
Biological process (GO): negative regulation of translation
Molecular function (GO): protein binding; zinc ion binding; translation repressor activity
Source: RefSeq, a predicted model, not a curated record
GUCAUUUUUCGAGGUCCCUUUGUUUACAGAGAAGAAAGGAUUUUUAUGUUAGGCAGUUUGAUAAUUUAGAAAAGAUUGUCAUUUAAAUGGAAUAAAACUUUUACAUUUUACAUUCUGUUGUAGAUCUAAGUAGGAGUGUGUUAUUUUACAAAUCUAUGUUAGUUUGAUGAUUCACACAUCUGAGUGUUUCAUUCUGACUCACAGAGUACCCAGUUCCAUAAGUGUUUGUUGAGACAAAGGACAUCAUUCACCUGCGGAUAUUAUAAUAGUGUUUUACAGGAUGGCAUAUUGUAUAUAAGACAACAUAUUAAAAGGAGUGUUUUUUGAGAUGAAACAUAGUAAUUGUCAAGAAUCUGCUGACAGUGAUACCCUUGAUACAGUGAUGGCCUCCCCAACACCUUCGCAGAGUGACACAGUCACUACCGCUUCAAAUUCGGACUCUGAAAUGGAGUCAGCUGGAAAUCCAAACCUACGGUGCUUCUUGUGCCAUGAGACCUUCUCCAUUCCGAAAGUGCUAAGCUGCUUUCAUACGUUUUGUCAACCUUGCCUGGAGAAGACUCAAGAACUUCCAGACAAAAUAGCUUGUCCGGAGUGUCAUCAGGAUACAUUUCUUGGUGCGAACGGCUUAAGUGGACUGUUGCCUGACUACGCUGUGAGCAAUCUGUUAGAAAAAACAGCUCUCGACACUAGUGCCUUACACUGUACUGGCUGCAAGAGCAAAGACACGAAUGCAGUGGCAAGGUGCUUUGACUGUGCUAACUUUCUAUGUGCUAAUUGUGUUAUGGCACAUCAGUUUAUGCAUUGUUUCGAAGGACAUAGGGUUAGCAGCCUUACAGAUCUGAAAAAUAACAAGGAGAAUGGCAAGCUUGAGAAGCCUUUGUACUGUCCACGUCACAAAGCAGAGGAAUUGAAAAUCUUCUGCAAGACGUGUUCGAUUCCCAUAUGCAAGGAAUGCACAGUGUUUGAUCACGGCCGAGGUCACGACUGCCAGUUCCUCUCGGACACCGGAGACAAACAGAUUGCGCAGAUGCACCUGAUGGAACAAGAUGCAAAAAUGAAAAUCACAGAACUUAAAACCACUUCUAAAAGCAUUGACCACAUCGCCAGUAGGUUGCAGGUUCAAUAUCACAAGGCACAAAAUGACAUUAACGAUACAUACAAUUUCUAUCGCGCCAUGUUAGAAGAGAGGAAACAAGAAUCACUGAAGGAGCUGGACCAAGCAUUUAACAGCAAACAGCUGUUGAUUAACAAUCUUGGUGCUAAAAUUCAGGAACACAUUGACAAAAUGUACCUGGGAACAGAAUUUGUGGACAAGAUUACAAAGUUUGCAACCAUGCCUGAAGCUCUAAUGUUCAAAAACCUGGUUGAACAGCGAUUUCAGAAUCUGUUCAACUUUUCUCCUGAUACUGACAAUGAAAGUUAUCAUGAUAUCGAGUUCAUAUCCAACUUCCAGGCAAUCCAGACUGGUGUUAGAAACACGUUUGGCUAUGUUCGAGAGGGACCCAGCGAUAUUUCACAUAUCAUUGCAAAACCUCAACCUAUUGCUCGGCCUAAUGGUUUAGUCUCAUCCAUGACUCCGCCUCCUGUGUCACUCAGCAACACACAGAUGAAUGGCCAGCUCAACGGUCACCUAUUCGACCCUACCAGUAUUGAAACCAUCCCAACCAGUAACUUUGGAACCACAAAUCAGUUUGAAUCCACCAACAACCUGCUGUUCCCUACGACUGAUACAUUCACAACAAACAGUGAUUCCAACCUGUAUGAGAAAUGGUCGAGCGGCGGUUUAGACAUCUUCCAGAAUGGUAUUGAUGUGUUCUCCACCAGCAGUUACCCGUUAAUGGACAUCACAAGCAAACUGAUCUCAACCAAUCUCUACCCACCAAAGUCCCAGAUCAAACGUCAGAAGAUGAUCUAUCACUGCAAGUUUGGAGAAUUCGGCGUCAUGGAAGGUCAGUUUACUGAGCCAAGUGGCGUUGCUGUUAAUGCUCAGAACGACAUUGUAGUAGCUGACACAAAUAACCAUCGUAUCCAAAUCUUCGACAAAGAGGGGCGUUUUAAGUUCCAGUUUGGUGAGUGUGGGAAACGUGAUGGACAGUUGCUCUAUCCAAAUCGUGUUGCUGCUGUAAAAACCUCUGGUGAUAUCAUUGUCACUGAGAGGAGUCCGACACACCAAAUACAGGUGUACAAUCAGUAUGGACAGUUUGUCCGAAAGUUUGGGGCCAAUAUUCUUCAACAUCCCAGAGGUGUUGCCAUAGACAACAAGGGAAGAAUUAUCAUAGUUGAAUGUAAAGUGAUGCGUGUGAUUAUUUUUGAUCAGUAUGGUAACACCUUGCACAAGUUUGGUUGCUCAAAGCAUCUCGAGUUUCCGAAUGGUGUGGUGGUGAAUGAUAAGGAGGAGAUAUUCAUAAGUGACAAUCGUGCUCAUUGUGUCAAAGUGUUCAAUUACCAGGGUCAGUACCUGCGGCAAAUAGGCGGUGAAGGGAUCACAAAUUAUCCAAUUGGAGUAGGCAUCAACAGUCAAGGUGAAAUUCUUGUCGCGGACAACCACAACAACUUCAAUCUAACAAUCUUCACACAAGAUGGCCAGCUGAUCAAUGCAUUGGAGAGUAAAGUGAAGCACGCUCAGUGUUUUGACGUAGCGUUGAUGGAUGAUGGCUCAGUAGUUCUUGCAAGCAAAGACUACAGACUGUACAUCUACAGAUAUGCACAAAUUCCUAGUCUUGGGAUAUAAGGGAUUUUCUUGUUUGCCAAAAAUGGCGGUAAAAUCUGUAUGAAGUUUGUGUGAUUCAAGCCUGUCUGGUUAGCCAGCUGGUGAGGGGAAAAGCUUAGUAGGUGUGUCUUGAAAAGAAGCUUAAUAAUGUUCACGAGUAUUACGUAAUACAAAAAUUACAAAUGUGCUAGCUAAUGAUGUUAAUUUUGUAUGGCAAUUUUUUUGUAACUUUUUAAUUGAUAUUUUUGUUACGGGAGAGGCAUUUUGGCAAUAGUCUCUUGUUACUAGGGUUUUGUCCAUGUACGGCCAUGUGCCUGUUGCUAGUCAUGGUGUAAAAACUGCAAAUCAAGCAUUGUAUUGCAUCUGUAGUCAUGGCAACACAAUAAUGUCUGAGAAAGUGUUAAGAGCAUUUUAUGGACAUCUUUGAGCUGCUAUGACAACCAGAUAAAUAGAUUCCGAUGGUCAGUAUUUAGCUGAAUGCAUUAUGCAUUUUAUAAAAUGUUCUGUAUUUUUUGUACAGAGUCAGGCUGUCAUAAUUGAAAAAGUCCACCAUUACUAUUUAAUGUUCUUAUUUAUGAACAAAAUGUUGACUUAUUUUAUGAUUAUUUUUGUCAUUAUUGUGAUAGAUCUUGUUCGUUGUUGUGCUAAAGCACAGCUUAUUAUUAUUAUUAUUUAAUUGCCACUCUAGCUUUCCUUAUUUUGUUUUUGUUAUGUAAUGUUAUAUAUAAUUUAAUUUAGUUGUGCACAGUGUUAGAAUUCUCAACUGGUUAUGGCCCUUGUUUUUUCUCUCUAGUUAAUUAAUACAAUCAGUAUACAUAGACAAAUUCACCAUUUUUUUGCAGUUGUUGUUUUUAUUUUAGUCUUGUUUUUGUUGUUUUUUUCUUCAGAUUUAAUCAUAAUUAUGUAGUAUAUUGCGUUUAUAGUAAAAUUGGACCAUGAGACUUAAUUUUAAAGCUACCUCAGCUUGCGGCAUAUGAGAUGAAUCCAAAACAGUUUGUCAUCUAGCAAGUAUUAUCAAAAUUUUAAUUUCUGUUAGAUUUAGAAAUGAUCCAAAGUUAAUUUUAAAGGAGUCUGCAUGGUCCUGUAAGGUGACUAGGACUGUGUAGUUUUAUUGGAUUAGUAGCAACAUUUGGGUGCAUUUUUUCAUUUUUUGGCGUACAAUUCUGUCGAUACUUCUAGUUAAGUUUCAUUCCUGCAUCAAUUUGAAGACCCAAUGUUGCUGAGGUGUUAUGUAAAAUACUGACAACAUCUCCCUAUUUUCCAGUUGCUUUAGUAUUUAUAUUUCAUAGUCAUAAUAGAAGAGAUUAAUAUUUAAUGUUGUUUUGCCAUAUGAAUCAGGACUUUGUUAUGUUACCUUUGUUUAAGAUACUCUAUUUAUAAUCAUACCCAAUAUUUACUGCAGAAAAUUGUAACCUAAUAAACACAGGGUAGUCUGUUUUAUCAAAGUUAUCUUUCCCUUAUUACUAUUUAUAGAUUGUUUUUCUUUGUUCUUAAAAUAGAAGUGUCACUUGGUGCAGAGGUCACAAAAGUUCAUGUCUCUUCAUGUUUUUCUUUGUGUCUGAUUCAUAUAGAGAUAUGGAUACAAUGAAUUUAGUAAUCCAAAACUAAAAUGUGCCAUACACAAUAUUGUGAUGUUGAUCUUGUUAUCAUGUUGAUUUAUAUAGAAAUCCCCGAUCAUCCUAAACUCAUUAUUCAUUUAUUUUAAUGCUAGAUAAUUUCAGUGAUAGGAUUGUUAAUUAAUAAAGACCGUGAAGUACAUUAUCUUACAUAAACCAAAAGCGUGCCUGUACAAAUGUAGACAAAUCAUACUUAAAUUAUUGAAAAGAAACUUCGGUCAGUUUUAAACUGGCUAUCUCGGCUAUGAUCGACAUAAUUUAAAGGUGCGGUAAUUAGAAGUACACAAAAAUUUGAAGUAUGUGUAAGGUAAAGAAACAUUAUAAGUAAGAUUUAAUGACAGUUUUAUACAUUGAACAGAGGAAUGCAAAAAAUGGCUGGACCUGAUUGAUGGCUGAGUGUUUAUUUCACAUUCAGUUUGUAUUGAUAACCAUCGUGUGAUUGAAUCAUCCUCCCAUCAGUCAUUCUGUCACUCAUCCUUGUUACUUUUUAUAAAUAAAUCAGGGAAAUAUCAUAAUUUGCAGUGUGGUGCUACAAGAGAGAAAUUUGUCCAUUUUCACCAGUAUGUUUGUGUAUAUGUUCUGUAAAGAAGGAUGAUUAAACAAUAAUAUAGAGGUUCAUGAAUUCUCAGAAAAUGGGUUUCUUAGUCUCUCUAUUCAAGAAUCCAGUGUUACUUCGAAAAGUUUUGAUCCCAUGUGUUAUCAGUAGCUUUGUGAUUGUUUUAGGGGUGUGAAAAAAUGAAAUGAAAAUGGUAAAUGCUACAGUAGUAUGCUGCAGUUUUUUGAGGGAGUGGAAAAAUGAAAUGAAAAUGGUAAAUGCUAGAGUAGUGUGCUGCAACUGCCAGUUUUGAGUGUUCUUUUGUGACCUUGACCUUGUGUUCAUGUGACCUCUGUUGCCAAGUUACCGUGACGUUUUUAUUAUAAAUCAAGAAAUUUUCCUAAUCUUUCUCAAUUUACAUUGUCAAUUUGGAUACUCGAAUAGAUUUGAAAUAGCAAAAUAAGCAUUAAAUCAACAACUUUGUAAAUUUUUCUCUGCCAUCUUCUACUCUUUCCAUUUCUCUUUUCUGCAGAAAGUUGUUGUCAAACAUUUUGCUCAUAGAAACAUAAAAAGGAGUGCAAUUUCUGAGCAAAGAUUUUUUUAAUUUUAUUUGUUUUGUUUGUUGUAUUUCCAAUCUAAGCCUUGCCUAAUUGUUUACAUGACAAUGUCUUGAUUGUUUUCUAUAUGUCACUUUUUUUAUAGUUGAACAAGAAAUCAUUGGAAUUUUUAUAUGCCAUAUUUGUUAGUAGCAAACUAUUUUUUGAGAAACUGUUUUUCUUUGAUAAGUCAGAUAGAAGUAGCAAAACUGGGGUUGAGGGUUUCUGUACACCGAUCAUCUAGAAUAGUGUUUGUUUUGUUUAUUUUUUUAUUGCAAGGGGGAAAUCAAACUUUUGUGAAUGCAUUUAAUAUAUUCUGUUGCCAUUUUUUGCUCCAUGGCUUCUUAGAGGGGUUCAUAGCAUGUUGAACCUCAUAAGACAGUCGAAACACUUUGUCAAGCUGAGAAUUAUUGCAGAAACUGUAUAUUGAAAGUUGGCUUGUAUUGUUCUCAUUAAAGAGUACGUCUGAUAGUGAAGAAGAAAAAAACACCAGGAAUUUGCACACAAUUCAAAUGUGUAACAUGUACUACGACAGAUGUUAUUACACAGUGAAAAUCAAUAUUUUUUAUAAGAACAGAAUUGCACCGAUGGUACAAAAUGCAACAUCUGGCCUGUUGAGACAAAGAAAUAGUAUUCUGUGGAGGCAGUUAAUAUUAAAGUUUGAUUUUUUUUGUUGAAAUGAAAAUUAAUGUAGUCUUCAAAUGUAAACAGUUGCAGUAAUUGUCAGUUGACAGAUGUCAGUUAUCUUGCUCACUUCUGUUGUUGUUCAUUGCUAUCAUUCUCAUCAAUGUUGUUGGUUUUUUUGAACUGAGAUAUAUAUAAUGACCAUAUAUGAAUAUUUUUGUACAUUUCACGAGUAGGGAUGUAGAUUGUGCAAAAUUUUUGGAUAGUUAUUUGAUAUAUUGUAUUCAUAUGUGGUUUAAAACUUGUAGAUUAUAUAACCUAUAUUUUGCUGUAGUAUAUAUGCAUUUUUAUUUAUAUUAUUUCAGAAACUGAAAUUAAUACAAAUCUCCUUUUUUAAAUCAAAUUUUUACCAAUAAAUGGUGUUAAAAAUUGUUCUUGGUUUGCAUGUGGGUUAUGUGCUUUGUCUGAUGCAAGGGAGGUAACUCAGACUAAGCAUUAUUAUGUUUGUGUUCAAAACUUACAAGGUUGUGUCCCCUAUUGUGAAGGAGUACAAUAAGGCUUACAGCUGGCUAUGUGUUCCGAUUUGUUAAAUAUUAUGAUAAUACAAAGAAAAAAAAAGAAUAAAAAUAUAACCUGUUGAAUUAUUAUUUCCAAUAUAUGCAUAAUUGUUGAGAGUACAUUCUUCACCAAGGAAACGUAUAUAAACUAAUGACAGCCUUGUUGUAGUCUGGUGUACAUGUUGCCUACUGUGUCUUCCUGAAUAAUAUCAUUGUUGUGUUUGUAAUUGUAUAGAUAUUUGUAAUAAUUGCUAUCCCACACUGACACACAAAGCUUGCUGAUCGUAUAUUUCUCUGAUUUCAUUUGACCAGGUUAAAUACUGACCUUGUAAAUUAAGGUGUUUUCAGUAAAACUUCAAACUAUUGGAAACAAUUUAGGAUAGUUACUUGUAUUCAUUUCAUGUAAAUUAUUUGGGAAAACUGCUUGAUAUUUUUUUUGUUGUGGUUAGUACUAAUGUAGCACUGAAUCUUUCUUCCAUUGUUGAAAUUUUAAAAAAUGUUACAUGUUUGAGGAAUAUGAAUACUCAAUCAAAAUCAUUAGUCUCAUUUUUCCAUAGCAACCAUUUCUUUACCUUAGUAACUGCAAACAAUCAUGGUCGGGUGCUUUUUUGGCUUUUUUAUGGCCAACUGUUCAAGUUUAGUUUUGCAAAGUCAAAGUAGGGUUAUUUUUUACUGUUAUACAUCUGCAUUUUUUAUAUAAAACAAAAAAAAAAGAUAUCUGCCAUUAAAAUUUCAACCACUUGACCAGAUUUGCAUAUUUGCAUUAAAAUGCUUGUUAAAUGCUUUAUAUGUUUUUUUUUUUUGUUUUUUUUUUUUUUACAUUACAAACGUAAGUAAUUGCCUUGAAAACAUAUGGUAAAAAUUAAAAUAUGCAAGUGUGGAUUUUUGGGUGUAUAUGUUCUGAAGUAAGUGGUGUAAUCUGUUGUCUUACUUUAGUCAGAGACAGUGCUAUUAGUUGUUUAUGGUAUAAGAGUUUAGUAAAAUGUUUUUUUUUUGGAGAGGUUGUUUUAUUCUCUAACAGAAAUGCAUUAAUACAUGUUAUUUGAUAGUAUUAGAAUUUUUUUUCAAUAAUAAUUCAGUCUUUGAAUCUGUUAAAAUGAUUCGCUGAAAUUUUGCCUACCUGUGGACCAAAUAAACAUGUAAGUUGUAUUGCUCAAUGUUGAACUUUCUAGUAUGAUUGUAUUUUGACAAGAGAAAAACUUAUUUGAAAAAUUUUGCCGUCGGUUUCCCAGCCAGGCAUUACAAUGUAUCAGAAGUGUACAUGAGAAAUACUUGGCCUGGAAGUACAUGUUUUAAACAAUGACACUUACUGUGCAGUGUAGUGAAGUUAUUGGUAAAAUGUUUUUGCACUGGCACGUCUGUAAAGAUUGUCUCAGACUCACAGAAGAGAAUUUUCGUAAAAUGACGAAAUGCUCCUUUAGUCCACACACAUCAGUGAGAUGAUUGGCUGGGAAUGACAUUGUAUGUUGUUUAUCCUGGUCAUAGUCCUGCAUGGUUACAAAAAAACCCCUAAGAGUCAGUACCUAACACAAGUAGUUGAGAGUCCCAUGUGUUGACUUUUUUUGUAGUCGAAACUGAUUCUUGCAGUCGUAAGAAAAAAGUCUAUGAAAAGAAAAAGUGUUUUUGUCUGGAAACUUGUUGAUGAUUUAAACAUUGGUGCAUAAUGUUGAUCUAUAUAAUUCUUGUUGAGAUGUUAUAAUUGGCUGUUCUUUUCAAAGCUGUAUAUUUUUUUAGGGGUUACAGAUAGUUUUGCUUGAAGGAAUAAUUUGAUAACUAUGUUACAGUGAAACUCAAAUGAUGAUUUGAUGCUUGCAGUAGAUUGCAAGUAGUAGAUAGAAAGAUAUGGUGAUGUGUCUGUCGAGUACAUUGUUGUAGUUUCUUCCAUCAAAAGACCAAAUAUAUAUGAUAUUCCCUUCAAAGCAUUGUAAAUAAAUGUGUAUUCAGUAAAUCUUCAGUAUUAACAUUAAUAUCUCUAGAGGCAAUUUAUGUUCACUGGAACUGAACUUCAGCACCCAAAACUGAUCAGUUUUAUACCAACAAUUUAAUAUUUUCGUCUUCUCCUUUUCCAAUGGAUAAGUGUUGUAGCCGAAGUCCUGACAAUUAGGAAGGAAACAUAAUACAUGGUGGAAAAGUUUGUGCAUAAUGAAGAUUUAAAGUGCUUACCAGCAAAAUUGAAUAGUUGUCUAAGAUUGAAAUAUUACACAAUGUGAAUGUGAGCAAAAUUUAUGCCAAAAAAAAAAAACAAUUUGAAGGCUACAGCAAAUAUUUUUGAAAGUAUUUGAUGAGGAUAUGCAGCUUUGAAUAGAAAAAGCAUUGUUAAAAUGUCCCAGAUUAGUGUCUGGGGAGAGGGCAUGUGUUAACAAGUUGAAAGUUAUUGAAACGAAAGUUUUGUUUAUAGUUAUGUUUGGUUAUUAUAUACUUGUACUCUAUAUGGUAUAUGUGGUAGUUGUUAUUGUACAAAUGGUCACGCCAUGGCAGUUGGGAAAUCGUGAAUGUAUUAAAUUGUCUUAAUGGAUAAAAAAGUGCCUGAAAUGAACUAUAGUUUGUUGGCUUACUGAAUUCUGCAUAAUAGUUUAGUAGAAUUUCCCAGGAUGAAAUCUUAAUGCAAAUAAUUAUGAUCAUCGUCGUCAGAUGCUUUUUACAAUAUUGAAUGAUUGAGGCAUGUAUCGUGACGUACUUGAAAGUUCUAGAUACAUUGUCAGCCUUAUGUUAAAGUAACAAUCAAAAACAUGGCCUGACUGUUAAAAAAUGCUUUUAGUGUUGUGUUGAUUUAUUUCGGGGGCCUUCGAAUAAUAUACAGAUAUUUUGCCAAAAGAAUGGAGUUUGAUUUUUUAUAUGAUUUAUUUAUAUAUAUUUAUCAUGUAGUUAUUGGUUAUAAAGAUUCCUGUCGUCCAUGCGUGUCGAAGGAGACCACUGGUACUGUUUUCAUACUCAUUCAAACCGUGUUAAAUGUUUUGCCAUAUAUUAUAUGUUGUUCUUGAGCUGCUUCAUUCCAAGGUGUUGAACUAUUUUCUGUGUUCUUAUUAUUAUUUUUUUUUGCAACUAAUAAAAAGACAACAAAUGUUUGCUCGCAUUUUGGGGAAAAUUAUUGCAGUCUUACUGUUUUGUGUGUGGAUAUUAUUUUUUUUGUUGUUUAUAGAAUUUUAUACAGUUAUUGGUGUUGUGCAUGGUUAAUAUAGCUUAGUUAGUCCGUAAAAAUGAGUUAGAUUUGUUAUUCUGUUUAAAUUUUUAGUUAUUUCUUGCCCUGUUGUACUAUUUUAAAGACUUACACACUGACUAAACUUAGAUAUAAAGUUCAUUAUAGACUUUUCUUGAAACACUAAUCCGACUCCAUCUUUGACCAACUCAAACUAUGAUGAUUUUAAAGAAAAAUGGAUAGCAAAUUGAGACAGGAAAAACUUGAGAUAUGAUUUAUGGAGCAUUGACAUACGUCCAGCUUUAACAGAUAGCACAAGAAUUGAAUCUUUGUAGUUAUACAUAAACUUUUACAUAUGUCCAUCCCAUACUGAAGUCAUGGCACAUUUCCGGCUUGCCAUUAUCUCUGAAGGUAGGAGAAAGUUCAGUUACAUGUCUGAACGAUUUUUCAUAGAAAAUUAGAGUAUGGUUUGUAAACUUAAGGCAGUUAACCUUUCUGUAAAAAUCUCUGACAGAAGUAACAAUUCCUUAAUGUCUAGGUCAAAAGAAUAGAUAAAUGAUGAGCAUAUGAGUCCAAAAAGAAAGUUGUUGGAACUGGUUCACACUGUAAUGGAGCAAUAUGGAUUGAAUCCUUAAUUUACAUCUGUUUUAUUGUUGAUUAAGAGUUUCAAAAAAAGUACAAAAAGAUUAAAAAAUAAUCAGUGUUAACUAAAGUUUAUAUUUUACUAUGUUGAAAUUGACUGUUUGUGUUUUUAUUAUUAUACUUUAUUAGUCUUGAAUGGUUUUUGCUUUUUGACUCCAGUUAAUUGGAGUGUGUUUUUGUAGACUUUGUAGAUAUGUUAGAUAUUUAGUUCUAUUUUAGAUUAUUUAUUUUGUCCUAUUUGUUGUCUUGAUGCCAUCAAAUAUUUUGUUCUUGCUUAAGAUAUGCUGACUAUUGAGAACAUGAUAUAUAAAUCAGCUGUGAAGGUUUUCAGAAAAGCAUCUCGUACUGAUUGAACUCUUUGGCAUUAUACCUCUUCAGGGAUCCUCAUAUUCAUUAUUUAACACGCUGAGUGAAUGAUACUCUAUUUAUUUAACUGACUAGAUGCUACUUCUAUAUGAAAGAGACUUCUGUAACUUUUGAGCAACAUGGUAUAUUUGAUAACUUCAGUUAAGGAAAUUCAAUUAGAUCUACAAAAAAUUUACCUAAUUUUGUACUGUGUUACUAACAUUUCAUUUGAAUAUGCAUAAAAAGAUCAGACUGCAUAGAAGUUAGACUAGAUUGUCAGUCCUAUCACUCUUUGUUACAUACUUUAAGCUGUAAUCAGUGGUUUGUUUUGAAGUAACAGACUUUAACCAAUGGCCUGCUGGCAGCAAGUGAUUUUGCCUUUGCGACCAGUGCAGACCAAGAUCAGCCUGCACAUCUGUUUAGGCUGAUCAUUGUCUGCACUGUUCGCUAUUCAGUCAGUAAAUAUUCAGUGAACACCCCUUUAAAUAAUAAUUGAUGCUGCCCAAAUUGAAUGAUGGACCAGUCCAUUUUAGAAAUGUAGCAGGGUAAGGGUUAAUUAAAAAUUGAUAGAAUACACCUUGAUUUCUUCCUAUUUGCAAAGAAAUGAAUUAGACAGAAAACUGAAAUACUUUAAUAUUACCUGUUUGAAGUCCUGGUUAAUUAUCCUAUUAAAUCUAGUGCUAUAUAUUUGUUUUUCUUUUGUUAAUCUCAGCCAUAAGAUUUCUUGUUAUAAGUUGUUGAUUUCGCAAGUUAAUUCCACGUUUCACUGUUCUGUUACAGCAGAAGUCUGCUAUAAGUUUCAAUUUUGUUUUGUUGUUUUUACGUCUCGCAAAAAAUUUACUGCCAGAAAUGAUUCCAUGAUAAUAGUACCGAAUGUAUUUGUAUCGUAAAUAUAGACUAUAGAAUAUAAUGAUAUAGGAAAAUUUGCUUCUUCUGUUUGUUUGUGUUCUGACACUUCUAAAUGAAUAAAAUAUGAAUUUCACAAUCGAUUCCCAUUUAUUUCAUACCCAGUAUAUAUUUUGUUAAGUUUGAGAAUAUAUCUUUUACUGAUUCUGUCUUGAUUGGAUCUAUCACUCUCAGUCAAAUAUUGUGAAGGUUUUUCUAUUAAUUCAUACAGUAUACUUCAAGAGAUAAUAUCAUAACCUUUAACUUAAAAUAAAAUAACAUUAUUUUACCAAGCAACUCCACUUUUAAUGUGAUUUACAUAUCACAGAAUAUAGGAAUGUUUUGCUGGAGCUAUAUAUGCCUGAAUCAGUGCUCAGUUACACACGCCUCUUGCAGCACAUUCCAUGCUAGAUUUUAGAUUUAAGUUUGCAUUCCCAUAGUGAAACAUCAGGAGACAUACUGUUGGUGCUUUCUGAAAUGACAAUCUUGUUGCUAUAAGCAUACUUUUCUAUCAGAUCAUUAACUGUAAAUAACAUUAAGGUCAAAGGUUAUUGCAUAGAGUUUGUAGACCAAUCUUAAAAAGAUGAAGCAUUGGUUAUUUCUGAGUAAAAACAAAACCGACCAAUCGAAGCAGUCUUUCCUAGACUAGACUCCAAACUCAGUGUUAUAACCUCGGAACCAGUCUUGCAAAUGCAAUAGUUCACUAAAUCAGUAGAUAUCACUAUUGUUAAAGAAUGGAAUCGGAUGUUUUCUUUUUCCUUGUCAUUUCAAAAGGUAUGGAAAUAUGUCUCCUGAUCUUACAGGGAAUUUUUUAUGUUAACAUCAGUUAUAGAUGAGUACUGUUGAUAAAGUCCGAGAAUAGUCACAUAGCAUAGAUACUGUUUGUUGUUGAAGUUUUUAAGAUGCAAAAUUGUUCCAUAUCAUGUUAAAAUAUAAAGCCGAAAUCCUUUGUUUUUAUAGACUGUUAUUUUCCUUGAUAGAAUCAUAUUCCAGACUGCUGGUUGAUUCAGAUCUGUUAAGGUGGCAUUGUGUUGAUUUUCAUAGCAGAACUGACAACUCUUGAAAGUAAAUUGAAUAGUAAUGCUUUGUUGAAAUAACUAUUGGAAAUAAUUAUAUAGAAUUUUAUAGAUCAGUCCUCUUGUUUCUAUUGGAUAAUGCAGUAGAAUGAUGAAAUGGAUAUUACAGAGAACAGGGCUGAAGGCAUUGAUUUUGUUUUGUACUCUGUGCCAUAAGGUUCAAAAACCAACGAAAAGACAACCUUGUUCCAUUGUCUACAAAGUCAGGUCUUAAAAUGAAUUGAAGUCAGUUAACCCUUUAAUAGGUCAGGAACACUUUAAGAACUCCAACAUUAUUUUUACCAAAAGCAAAGUAAAAGCUGUUGUAUGGCAUUGCUUGAAGGUUAUUCACAACUCGAAACUUUAGACAAAUUUCUGUUUUCUGCAGGCUAAGUUCCUUUAAUGAACAAGCAGUCAUCCAAUUGACUUUCAGGUUGAUUAUUUUACUAAGUCUAUGAUAUUGCAUAUACUGCCUUAUUAAAAACGAAAAUUUACAAUAUAUAUUAUAUAUAUAUAUAUAUCACUUAAUAUAUAUAGUGAUUAGUUCAGUGUGUUUUUGUGUUGUUAUUAUUUAUUAGAAUUUUUAGGCUUACAGAGAUCAAACUAUAAAACUGAUGCAAUAAUUGUAAUUUUUCUAUACAACAGUAAAUUAUAGCUGUUGAAAUUUUUAUGAACGAAAUGGUAGAUAAUGAUUCUAAGAUCUCAGUGUGGUGAAUGAUAGGAUUGUGUUGGGGUCUUGAAUGCUUCUAUUUCUCUCACUAAUAUUUUGAAAACAACAACAACAAAAAGAAUGGGGAAAAUCUGUCUAAGAUUAAUGUACAUCUGAUUUGGUCACCUUAAAUAUAAUUUUUUGUGUUGUUUUGAAGAUACUUGAAAACAUAGAAUUUUCUCAAUUUAUUUUAUAAAUACAAAACAGGUUUGCAUAAGUUAUUGUUAGAUGAACAUCAUACAUUGUAUUCUGUUGAAGAGGGCCCAUCAUAUUAACGUGCUUGUCCCCAUGUUCAUUGUUUGACCUCAUUUUCCAUUAUGAAUGGUUUUGCCAGACUCGUGACAGGCUACUGUAUGGAAGUAUUCAGUGAACAUGUUAAACAGCAGGUGUUAGUUCUCUUCACACACUCUACCAUAUUUUUGAACAUCAUAGAUGUACUAGUAGUAGUUUUACACACUGUUGAAUGUAACAAUGAUUUUUAUUUACUUAUCAAAGGUUCAUGCAUAAAAACAUGUUUCAUCAACCAUCAGGCGUUAUUAUUGUCAUCAGUUUUCAUCAGUUUUGUUAUACGAGUGUACAUGAUUGGUAUUAAUAAAGUAUUUUGUUUGCUUCAAUAAA